Messenger RNA from Prorocentrum cordatum, 3939 nucleotides. NCBI's taxonomy places the organism in Eukaryota, Dinophyceae, Prorocentrales, Prorocentraceae. The record is from the annotation of a GenBank genome assembly.
AUGCCCGCGUAUGGGCCGGUGGGCUGCGGAGCAGAGGAGCCAGUCCCGUCUCGUGCAGACGACUGCGAGGCUGAGGACGCCGAGGUGGCGCUGACGGGCACCCGGGUCUUGAGCACGCUUGCUCUGGCAGCCUUGUUGGGUGCGGCCGGACUGUUGGUGUGCAGCGGGCGUGGCUUGUCGGCCAUGGCCUAUUUCCCAAUCCGACAGGGGACCCAGGCCGAGGUGGCACGACUCGACGAGCAAGCUUUGAGCAAUGGUUCGGCAGGCGGCGAUGAGGCGGGGAUGGCGGCGGCUGCCGCUGGCGCAGGGGCGGCUUCGCUGCACUGCCUGCGGGGGCCGCUGCAGCUGUGCCAGCGCCGCCUCGGCCCGCGCGUGCGAAGGCUGGGGCGAAGGCUGCGGCCGCGGGGCGAGGGCGCGGAGCCGCGGCCGCCGCCGCCGCUGCCGCGGGCCCCCCACCUCCCGCUGCUGGAGGGCGCGGCGGCCGACGUGGAGGUCGUGGCCGUGGAGCUGGUGCCGCGGCCGCCGCCCCCCGUGGUGCCGCUGGCGCAGCCGCUCCAGGUGCUGGAGGCGCUGGCGCCAUCGUCGCGGGAGCCGCUGGUGGUGUGCCGGGCGCGGCUGGCGGCGGAGGGGCUGCGGGAGUCCCUGGCGGCGCAGCAGGCGUUGCAGGAGGCGGAGCUGCUGGAGCAGCGGCCGCUGGAGCGGGGCCGCCAGGCCCCCCAGGUGUCCCCGCCGCCGCGGCAGGUCCUUGUGGCGGGCUUAUCCCCCCAGCGUGGGGCGGCGGGGCCGCUGCCGCCGUCGGCGGCCCGCCUGGCGGGCCUGGCGCAGCAGGACCUGGAGUGCAUGUGCUGGGCGCAGGCGCCCUGGGCGUCGGAGGCUUCGGCGGAUCUGGCGCGUGGCGUCAAGCCGCAGGAGGCCCGGUGGGCGAUGCGGGCGCUCCGCCUGGUGUCGGGGGCGGCGGGCUCGUUGGCUGGGUGCCAGCAGUUGGGGCGGCUGCAGCGCGUGGGUCUGGCUUCCGGAUGCCUGCUGGAGGGAGUCACGCUCGAUAACUUCGGGAGCGCUGCGGGCAGGGCGACCUUCAAGGUGCAGAACGUAUGGCCAGGAGACGGCAUGGGGUGCUUCGUGGAGGAGCUGCGGAAGAAGGUGACGGAUCUGAGACGACGGCUGCAGCCGAAGAGGGGCGUUGGCGAGGCACCAGGUGCUCUCCUGUUGAGCGGGAUGGAGCAGAUCAGACGAUAUCUUGCGCGGCGCGGGGGGGCGGACCCAUAUCAGAGCCUGGGCGAGUUUGCAGCGACCGUGGUGCAAUGCAUCACCAGCGUGUGGCACGGGCGCCACCCGCAGAGCGAGACGGGGGGGGAGCAGACGCGAGGAGAGCUGGACCAUCUCGGAGACCUUCUGAUUCAGAGGCUGAAGGUGAUCGAGCAGGCCGCCAAGGACGGUCACUGGCAGGUGGAACAGCAGUUGGAGCUCUGCGACGACCUGGGAGUUGGACUAGCACGUCAGGGGGAGGUGCACGACGCGGCGAUCAAGCACAAGUGGACGCACGGCCUGGCCGAGAGCGCGGCCAAGCCUGCCGGGGACUUGCCGAUCCAGCGGCAGAAUGGCAGCGGGGGGCCAUCCAAGUGGGGGGGGAAGCAGAAGUCGGGGAAGGGCAAGGCCGGAGCGAGGUCGGGCAAGUCGCAGGCGGGCAAGGAUGAGCUCAACUGGUUGCACGCCAUUGUGAAGGGUCUCAACUUCCACUGCAACCGCAGCUGGAUCGAUGAACCUGUCGGCCCUCCGAGCGCCACCCAGCGUGAGGCGCGAAGCAACCUGCUGUGUGAAGUGAGGGUCUGUUGUGCCCAGUGUGCUGGCCAGAUCCCCGGUAUCGACUGGGAGUCGGAGCCCGUCUCAGCAGCCGCUACUUACGAUGGCGAGGAGGUCCGGGCCUCCAACAAGGUGCGGGGGCGGAUCGCAGGCGACGCGCUAGCGAGAGGCAUCCUCAAACCGAUAGAAUGCCACGAGAUAGCAGAGGUUCAGGGCCGCCAGAUCAUGGAGGGCAUGUUCGGUGUGAAGAAGGGGUAUCAUGCGAAAGGCGCAGGCCCCCAGCGGUUGGCGAUGAACAUUAUCCCGUCAACCUUCAUUCAGAACACCAUCGAGGGCGACGCGCCGAUGCUGCCCCGCAGCGACGAGGGGAAGGGCAUCAUUUUGAGGUCUGGCGAGGUUCUGCUCUGGGGCGUCGGGGAUUUGAAGUGCUGCUUCUACGUGCGCAGCUUGUGCGACGCUUGGCUCAAGUAUAUGGCCAUCUCCAAUCUGGCGAAGAGGGUUGAAGUUGCGUGCGACGACGAGAGGCCCGGGAGCUACAUCGGCCGCGGCUCGGCACGUCAUGGUCUGAAGCCCUCCAAGUGGGGCAAUCCGUGCCGCAUUUGCGACGGCGUGCCGAGGUUAGAGGAGAAGGGCGUCGGUGAGGCGGCCGAACUGGCCCGCGGCCGCUACGAGAUCUUUGGGGCGCCGCGGGGCGAGCAGAAGGCCGUGCUUCGAGAAACGCAGACUCGGUCCCCGGGUGAAGCCAUCGAUGGAGCGCGUGGUACCAUGAGCCCACCAGCCGACUUCAUCCGUCGCCUGGUCUCGCUGACCCUCGCCACAUUGAAGCGGGGCACCGUGGCGCAAAAGUGGAUGCAGAUGUUGGCCGGCCGCUGGGCGUGCAGCGCGGUGCAGUUUGUUGAGCUGCGCGUCUACGGGCUGAUGGAGUCGCCUCGGCGCGCGCGGCUAGCCGUCGCUUCGCCACCUGCUUUCCGCGAUGAGGUGGUGCUGUGGUCCCUCUUCGACGGCGUCGGAGGUGCGAGACGUGCCUUGGACCUUCUCGGCCUCGCGCCCGCGCUCUUCGCGUCCGCAGAGAUUGGCCCCGAUGCAAAGCGGGUCACCAAGUAUGCCUGGCCCGACGUGCUGGGCAAGGGGAAUGCGCAGGCUUUUGGCGAUGCGGAGGCUAUCGCCGCGCGGGAGAGGGCGGAGCUCCGAAGGUGGCAGGAUUUCAACUACCGCUACGCGCCAUGCCAGUUGCAGGGCGCCAGCUGCAUCGAGGAGCCUAGCGGCACUCGCUUCCAGUGUGCCGUGGUUGCCUGGGUCAUGUCGCACUGGGCAGUGAAGGCUGGCUACCUGCCCCAGGUGCCCUUCUUCGAGCUGGUGCGCGAAGUCGGAUGUGGUGCCGCGUUUGCCGACUCCAGCGUCAACAUGCACAAAUCUGAACUUGAGGACGGAGUCAUUGUUCGCCAGCACAAAUUGGAAGAUGAGAGCGCUGCCAGCGACCCGAGCAUCGUGAUCGCGGAGCGCAUCUUGCCAGCCUCGUGGAGACUGCUGCGGGCCUGGCAGAAUCUCAAGCUGCCGCAGCGGGUCCUGCCGUCGCCGGAGGUGAUGCUCGCAGUAGUGGCGGCCGCAGCGCGAGGUUGGGGCCGCAACGAUGUAGCCGCUGUGCUCGUGAUCGGGCUCGCCGGCUUCCUGCGGACCUCCGAGAUGCUCACGCUGCGCCGCUGGCGAGAAGAUGAGAUGUGUUUAUCCGAAUUCGUGAACCAGUUCAAGUUUUAUGCUUCUUUUGAGAAUUCGCGGUGUGAUGGCUACAUCACCGAGAAGCUAAGCAGAGCUUACGACUCUGGAUUGGUACCUGUGGUGUGGGGUGGGCUUAAAAGAGCGGAUUAUGAGGCAGUCGCGCCAAAAGAUUCUUUCAUCCAUGUUGAUGAUUUUGGCUCUCUGGAGCUCCUCGCAAAACACCUCAUGCGCCUGGACAAAGACGACGCAGCAUACAAUCGCUACUUCGAGUGGAAGACGAGACUGCAUGUUGUCAAGGGCCGAGACUGGGCCCUCUCAAGAUAUUGCCUGCUGUGCCAUGAGGUCCGCAAGCCGCUGGACAAGCAACAGCCCACCAGUCCGCCACUGCGCUCGGGCUGGCCGGCCAUGGCCGAGAUGGGGCAG